CAGCGGCAGUUCCCCUGCGCUCUUUCCCUCCUGCAGACUGCACUCAUACACAUGCACACACUCUCUUACACCAAAUAAGAUACUGGACACACAUCCACACACUUACACGGGACAUCUGCAGGCACACACACAUGCACACACAUACAAAAACACUACUAUACACUCCAAGUUCAUAUCAGAGGCAGCCACAGACGCUUUCUCUUUACACACACUUAUUUAAAAAUCUCACAGAAGGAUGAAGACAAUUGGACUUUGCGUUUGUGCUGGUCUCCUGCUUACAGGCACCUUAUUACUCAGAAUCAGCCAGGCAGCAGACUUUCCUGGUAACUCUCACCAGCGAUGGGACUCUAGAGGAUCCUACCAUUUGGGAUUUGAGUCUGGUACUCCCACUUCUUGCCCUGUCAAACUUAGACCUAUGGGCCAGUGUGGGAGCUCUGGGGCAGAGGACGGGGAGGACUGCCCUUACCAGAUCACUCUGCCUCCCCUCACCAUCCAGCUGCCCAAGCAGUUCAGGCUGCUGGAGAAGACGAUGAAGGAACUGCAGAGCCUGAAGGAGGUAGUGAACAAGCUGAAAAGCGGGUGCCAGGAGUGCCGUGGGGCACGGGGCAGCGGAGUUUUUGGACACCAGCAGGCAGACCAGAUCCCGAUUCAGGGGGAUGCCGGGGAAAAAGUGACGGGGCAGGAGGUGCAAGGUGGAUCCAGCCAAGAGGAGAGGGGAGAUGGGAUGGUUCCUGGAGCUACUGUGGAUGCUGCAAGACCGGGUUCAAUUUUUGGGAAACCUGCUCCGAGCCAAAACAUGCAGGAGAUGCAGGUGAAGCUGAAUAGGAUGUCAGCCAGCCUGCGCAAUGCCAGGAACCAAAUCUCAGCUCUGCAGGGUCGACUGGAGGGAAUCAACCUUCUUAACAUGGAGAAUGUACAGGCUAUAGUGGACAGGCGGGUGGAGAACAUCACCGGAGUGGUCAACAAGCUCAGCUCCAGCUGUACCACCGAAUGUCCAGCCCAGACUGGCCCUCAGUUCAUCUUAGCCCCUCGGGACUGUUCAGAAUACAAUGUGCUGGAAGUGAGGAGGAACGGUAUAUAUCGUGUGACACCUGACGCUCGCAAUGGGACGUUUGAGGUAUUCUGUGACAUGGAGUCCUUCGGAGGUGGCUGGACUGUGAUACAGCAACGCCUCAAUGGGUCCAUCAGCUUCAACCGCACCUGGGCUGAGUAUAAGAAAGGCUUUGGGAACCUCAGAGGUGAGUUCUGGCUGGGCAAUGACCAUAUCCAUUUGCUGACAAAAGCAAAAGAUAUGAUUCUGCGUAUCGAGCUAGAGGACUUUGAGGGUGUCCGGGAAUAUGCAAAGUAUGAUCAGUUCUAUGUGGCCAAUGAGUACCUACGCUACCGUCUGUCUGUCAGUGGAUACAGUGGGACGGCUGGGAACGCCCUCAGUUUCAACAAGCACUUCAACCACGACCAGAAGUUCUUCUCCACACCCGACCGCGACAACGACAUGUACCCCUCUGGGAACUGCGGCGGCUACUACAGCUCCGGCUGGUGGUUUGACGCCUGCAU
This is a messenger RNA of Maylandia zebra (zebra mbuna), 1554 nucleotides long. It is a transcript of the gene fgl2a, whose product is annotated as fibrinogen-like 2a. Lineage: Eukaryota; Metazoa; Chordata; Actinopteri; Cichliformes; Cichlidae. The record is from RefSeq and is a predicted model, not a curated record.